Zingiber officinale is the source of this 975-nucleotide messenger RNA. RefSeq lists its product as uncharacterized. Bases 1 to 975 code for a protein of 324 amino acids. The transcript has 2 exons. The record is from RefSeq and is a predicted model, not a curated record. NCBI's taxonomy places the organism in Eukaryota, Viridiplantae, Streptophyta, Magnoliopsida, Zingiberales, Zingiberaceae.
AUGGAUUCCAUACCUCACUUUGAUGAUGUUUUUGACAUAGAAGAAGAGCAAGGAGAUGAUAUUGAGUCACACAAGGAUCCCUCUAGUAGAAAGAGGUCGACAUCUAUGUCUUCUUCGGUCAACUCGUCAAUAUUACAGCCCAAAAAACCUCGGCAGUUGGGGCCUAUAAAUGCUUUCUUUAAGCUAGAAGCCAAGAAUCAAGGUGGCAAAGGACCCCUUAAUGAAGUUCAAAAAAAAAAAAAGAGGUCUGAUGCAGCUCAAAAAUUUGCAAGGUGGAUGUAUGAUGCUGGAAUCGCAUUCAAUGCGGUCAAAUAUGAUAGUUUCAAGCCAAUGAUCGAAGCAAUUGGACAAUAUGGUCCUGGGAUGAAACCACCUAGUUAUCAUGAGGUGAGAGAACCUCUUUUGAAAGAAGAGAUCAGCCAUAAUACAAUACUGAUUUUGAAACAGAAUGAAGAAGAGAUGGUGAAGAAUGGUUGUACUUUAAUGGUUGAUGGGUGGAGAGAUAGAAAGGGGAGAUCACUUAUCAAUUUCUUAGUGAAUACCCCAAAAGGAAGCAUGUUUAUUGAAUCAGUUGAUGCAUCUAGCUACUCUCAUACUAGUGAGAAGAUGCUUGAGUUGCUUGACAAAUUUGUGCAAAAAGUUGGGGUGCAUAAUAUUGUUCAAGUGGUCACCGACAGUGCAUCGAAUAAUGUUUUUGCCGGAAAGAAGUUGAUGGAUAAAUAUCCAAACUUGUAUUGGACCCUGUGUGCGGCACAUUGUUUGAAUUUGAUGUUUGAGGACAUAUUCAAAAUGCCGAAUUUGAAGAGGGUGCUUGAGCGGGCAAUCAUUGUUAACGGAUAUAUUUACAACCGAACUAUGUUGUUAAACAUGAUGAGAGAGUUCACCUGCCGAAGAGACCUUAUAAGGCCAGCUAAAACUCGUUUUGCCACUGCUUUCUUGACUAUGGGAAGCUUUCAGCAGCAUAAGCAAAUUUGA